Messenger RNA from Prorocentrum cordatum, 655 nucleotides. NCBI's taxonomy places the organism in Eukaryota, Dinophyceae, Prorocentrales, Prorocentraceae. The record is from the annotation of a GenBank genome assembly.
GUGCCCUGGCGCCUCACGCUGGUGGUCGUGCGCGCGCGGCUCGCGGAGCCGGGCUCCUGGGGCUGCCGGGCCCUCGGCGAGCUGCGGGGGGACCGGGCGCGUUGGGCCUCGGGCGCAGAGGGGCUGUGGUCCUUGCUGCGGGAGGACGUCCGGGAGUGCCUGAGCCUGGAGGCCCUGGGCAGCAUCUACGCGGUCGUGGCCAUGAAUGCCCACACCAUUGGAAGAAGAAAACGUCGGAUCUCUGGGUCGCCCCCUCGCUCGCCGCCGAUCUUCCACAUGUGCAGCCUCGCGGAGCACAACUGCGCGCCCAACUCCUUCAAGGAGGCCUUCCUGCCGUCCUCUGGGCCGGCGGGCCAGCCGAGGUCGGCCGCGGGCCCCGUGGGGGGGGCCCAACUGGUGCUCCGCGCGCAGCGCGACCUCGCCGAGGGCGACCCAGUGCGCAUCUCCUACGUUCCGGACUGAGUACCUCCCGACGUGGAGGCGGCGGGGGCUGCUGCAGGCGGGCUACGGCUUCCUGUGCGGCUGCGACCGCUGCCGCUGGGAGCCCGAGGCCGCCUGUGCCUACCUGUGCCCGAGGUGCGGGGACGGCCCCUGUAGCCCCUCGGCUCAGGUGGCUGCCGCUGGCGAGCUGCGGGGCCACUCGCUCGGCUGCGAG